This is a messenger RNA of Armigeres subalbatus, 344 nucleotides long. RefSeq lists its product as uncharacterized. The transcript is spliced from 2 exons. The annotation marks the transcript as partial. NCBI's taxonomy places the organism in Eukaryota, Metazoa, Arthropoda, Insecta, Diptera, Culicidae. The record is from RefSeq and is a predicted model, not a curated record.
AGUAUGGCCGCCAGUGCAGUGACAUCGGGUGCCUCUCAAGCCAGGUGUGCGUAAUGUCGUACGACUCCUGUUCCCUGGGCCAACGUGAAGGAAACGAAUGUGGACGCUAUCCCACCUGCAAGAAGAAGACCGACGCCGGACUAGCCGCAGGUCCUAGUGGUGUCCUGAGUCUUAACCCGGCACCGGAAAACACUAAAACCAAAGACGGAGUCUACCCGAACAUGCCGAUCGAUCCCAACUACAUCUUCGGCAGUGUUCAAACUACCAAAUCCCCGUACUUCAGCAACUAUCCUCAGCCGGGAGCCGGAAGCCCUGCCGUCUUCCAGCCCAUGUAUCCUCCCUGA